Molecule: messenger RNA, 2336 nt
Organism: Solea solea (common sole)
Lineage: Eukaryota; Metazoa; Chordata; Actinopteri; Pleuronectiformes; Soleidae
Gene: prpf19
Product: pre-mRNA processing factor 19
Exons: 16
Coding region: 166-1683 (505 amino acids)
Biological process (GO): protein ubiquitination; mRNA splicing, via spliceosome; DNA repair
Cellular component (GO): cytoplasm; Prp19 complex; U2-type catalytic step 1 spliceosome
Molecular function (GO): ubiquitin protein ligase activity; protein binding
Source: RefSeq, a predicted model, not a curated record
GAAGAAGAAAAACGCCACGGUUGUAGCGGCAAUGAAAGAACAGCGUGCUACUUCAGCAAAACAUUAGUAAAGUGUAGAUUAGCGUUAUAGACUAUCUGAUAGCAGAGCGAGCGUUAUACACACGCGUAAGCAACGAUCAGACAUUAGUAGGACUUUCUCGGGAGGAUGUCUUUGGUUUGUGCAAUCUCCAACGAGGUGCCGGAGCACCCGUGCGUCUCUCCAGUGUCCAACCAGGUGUUUGAACGCAGGCUGAUCGAAAAGUACAUCGCGGAGAAUGGGACGGACCCGAUGAACGGACAGCCGCUGUCUGAAGAACAGCUCGUAGAUAUUAAAGUGUCCCAUCCCAUUAGACCAAAGGCACCAUCAGCGACAAGCAUCCCUGCCAUUCUCAAAUCCCUUCAAGAUGAAUGGGAUGCCGUUAUGCUUCACAGCUUCACCUUGCGGCAACAGCUACAGACUACCCGCCAGGAACUGUCACAUGCUCUUUACCAACACGAUGCAGCCUGCAGAGUCAUUGCUCGACUCACCAAAGAGGUCACUGCUGCGAGAGAAGCUCUUGCUACACUCAAACCCCAAGCUGGAUUGGUUGCCCCUCAGGCAGUUCCUGCCUCUCAGCCUGCUGUAGCAGGGGCUGGUGGAGAGCCUAUGGAUGUAAGUGAACAGGUGGGAAUGACCCCAGAGAUCAUUCAGAAGCUUCAAGACAAAGCUACCAUCCUCACCACAGAGAGAAAGAAGAGAGGAAAGACUGUGCCAGAGGAGCUGGUUAGAGCUGAGGACCUCAGCAAGUACCGCCAAGUUGCCUCCCAUGCUGGUCUCCAUAGUGCCAGUGUUCCUGGUAUUCUGGCUCUGGAUCUGUGUCCCUCAGACACCAACAAAGUACUCACUGGUGGAGCUGAUAAGAACGUGGUGGUGUUUGACAAGAACGAGGAGCAAAUUGUGGCAACACUUAAGGGUCACACAAAGAAGGUCACCUCUGUCAUUUACCAUCCCUCUCAGUCUGUGGUCUUCUCUGCAUCCCCAGACACCACCAUCCGUGUCUGGUCUGUCGCUGGAGGCAACUGUGUCCAGGUGGUUCGCGCCCAUGAAGCAGGUGUCACUGGACUCUCCCUACAUGCUACUGGAGACUACCUGCUCAGCUCCUCUGAGGAUCAGUACUGGGCCUUCUCUGAUGUUCAGACUGGUAGAGUCCUUACCAAAGUCACUGAUGAAAGUGCUGGCUGUGCUCUCACCUGUGCUCAGUUCCACCCUGAUGGUCUCAUUUUUGGCACUGGUACGGCUGACUCGCAAAUCAAGAUUUGGGAUCUGAAGGAGCGCACUAAUGUGGCCAACUUCCCUGGCCACUCUGGUCCUGUCACCUCCAUUGCUUUCUCUGAGAAUGGAUACUACCUGGCCACAGGGGCCCAGGAUAGCUCUGUGAAACUGUGGGAUCUGAGGAAGCUGAAGAACUUCAAGACCAUCACUCUCGACAACAACUAUGAGGUAAAGUCCCUAGUGUUCGAUCAGAGUGGUACGUACCUGGCAGUUGGAGGGUCUGACAUCCGUGUCUACAUCUGCAAGCAGUGGUCUGAGGUCCUCAACUUCACAGACCAUACUGGAUUGGUAACUGGAGUGGCCUUUGGAGAGAAUGCUCAGUUCCUGACCUCUACAGGAAUGGACAGAAGUCUCAAAUUCUACAGUUUGUAGAGGGGCAUACAUUGAGGAUGGGAGAGGAGGUUAGCGAGGUCUCUGUUUGAACAGUCCUGGACACAGACUUAGCAUAGACCCACACCUUUUUUUUUUAGAAAAAAAAGAAAAAUGAAAUCAGUGCCAAUUUUGUUUCUUUAGUGUGUUAGUAAAAUUCCAAGAAAUUAACAGCUAAUUGAAACCACAGCACCAUGGUUAGGAUAACAACUGUUUGUUGGCGUUGCAAAAUAAAUGAGCUGUUAUGCUUUUGUCUGAUUCAACAGCAAUUUUACUGUAGUAUUUUCUUUUUGUAUUUGGGUGGGGUCCAAAUUUGUUGUACAACAGUUGUUGUACUGUUGUUGGGGACUAUGUGUGGUGUGGCAACAAUCUGCUUUGCUUUUAUGUAGACCAGCUUCAUCAGUGUUUUAAGGUUAAAAUUUAAAUAAUCAGGAUGAACAAUGGAGCCAAGCAGAAUAUUAGCGAGUAUGACGUUGAUUUCCCUUGUGAUGAAUUUAGCCUCGUUUAAUCUCAUCCCAUCAUUCAGUUUUCUGUUUGAUUUGUUCCAUUCAUACACACCUUCUACUCCCCAACUGUAUAUUUCCUGUUACUUGCAAUAUUGCCUGUUGCACUGUUGCCCUUUUACAGUGAAAUAAAAUAUCUUUUUUAUUGCCAUA